GUGAGCUCAGCAGAGGGCACCAAGCAGAAAGGAGCUCUGAACCCUGAGACCUUCAUGAAUGUUAGCCAAAUAAUCCAGCACCAAGGGUACCCCAGCGAGGAACACGAAGUCCUGACCCUCGAUGGCUACUACCUCACUCUGAACAGAAUUCCUCAUGGCAGAGAGGAUGCCAGGAGCCAAGGGGGCAAGCCUGUGGUGUUCCUCCAGCAUGGCAUCCUGGGGGAUGGCAGCCACUGGGUGGAAAACCUGCCCAACAACAGCCUUGGCUUCAUCCUGGCAGACUCUGGCUACGAUGUGUGGCUGGGAAACAGCCGGGGGACGAGCUGGUCCCGCCGGCACCAGCGCCUCUCCGCCGACCAGCCGGACUUCUGGGACUUCAGCUUCCAUGAGAUGGCAAUGUUCGACCUGCCAGCCAUGAUCAGCUUUGUGCUGCAGAAGACAGGGCAGAAGCAGAUGUAUUACAUUGGCUACUCCCAGGGCUGCACCAUCGGGUUCAUUGCCUUCUCAUCCCUGCCAGAGCUGGCUCAGAACAUCAAAAUGUUUUUUGCCCUGGCUCCAGUAGCAACAGUCAGCCACACCAAAGGGCCCAUCAUGAGGAUGUCCUCCCUUCUGGACAAGCAAUUCAAGAUGUUGCAGCUCCUGCUUGGCAGAACAGAUGCCUCCCUGAGGGUGAGGAAGCUGUGGCAGUUUCUGCCCAGGCUGUGUGGGCACCCCCUGCUGCAGAAGCCCUGUGCCAACCUCUUCUUCCUGCUGGGUGGCUACAACGAGAAGAACUUCAACAUGACACGGCUGGAUGUGUACACCUCCCACUUCCCAGACAGGACAUCAGUCAAGAACAUCAUCCACUGGGCCCAGGUGAAGAAAUCAGGAGAGUUCAAGGCCUUCAACUACGGCAGUGCCAACCCAGCCAGGUACCACCAGGACACACCUCCCUCCUACCGGGUGGAGGAGAUGCCUGUGCCCACAGCGGUGUGGUCGGGGGGCCGGGACUGGGUGGCUGACCCGGAGGACAUGGAGCGGCUGCUGCCCCGCAUCGCCCAGCUGGUCACCCACCGGCACAUCCCCGACUGGAACCACUGGGACUUCAUCUGGGGGCUGGAUGCCCCCAGGCGCCUCUACAGCAGCAUCCUGGAGCUGAUGGAGGCCUCUGGGUAG
Dryobates pubescens (Downy woodpecker) is the source of this 1155-nucleotide messenger RNA. RefSeq names its product lipase member M. Bases 55 to 1155 code for a protein of 366 amino acids. The record is from RefSeq and is a predicted model, not a curated record. Gene Ontology annotation, molecular function: hydrolase activity, acting on ester bonds. NCBI's taxonomy places the organism in Eukaryota, Metazoa, Chordata, Aves, Piciformes, Picidae. The transcript is spliced from 9 exons.